AUGCCUCCUUUCAAACCAAGGGAUCGCAAGCAAAGGCACAGGCGACAGGAUGGAAAAGCUGCCAGCACUCCGGUCGAUACCAAUGUCACCGAGAUCAUACCUGUCUCCAAAGCGGAGAAAGAGGCGAAGCGGCAGCAGUUGAGGGAACAACUCAGGGAGCAACAGCCAAAGAUGUCCUCCAAGAAGAAGAAACGUCUUGAUAAAUAUAUUGAAACCAAAUUGAGAAAAGAGGAAAAUUUGGAGUUCAUGAAGAAGCUAGCGGAAACGAAGGUCGACCUAUCGGAAUUUCGAAGCAUCAAGGACAUGAGUAAAAAGGAGAGAAGACAGCAUGGCAAUGUCGAUAGUACAAUAAAAUCUUUGGAGGCGGACAUGUCAGGCGACGAAUCGGACGAAUUAGAAGCUGGGUUGAGUGAAAAGAAUGCUUCGGCACCUGAUAUAACGAAAUCUGCUCCUCAGGUUCAGGUUGGAAGCGGUCUCAAGCGACCACUCGAUUUGGGUGCGGAUGGCUUCCCAAUUCUUAAAAAGCGCAAGAGGGCACGAAAAGCUCAACCUGUUGUUCAUGAAGUACCCUGGGAAGGGUUCGAUUCGGGUGAAGAAGAGGCCGAUGAUGCGAAGGGUGAAAAUGGAUUACUGGAAGAUGUCGACCAACGUGCAGAUGGGGCAGCAAGCGAGUCAGAAGACUCAGAUGAGAACGAGAGCGACGUAUCACAUGACGAAGACAAGGAAAGGAGUGACACAAGUGAAGACGAUGACGAAGAUGGCGAAGAGGAAAAUGACAGCGCCGAUGAAAUAGAAGAAAACAACAAGCGCAUCCGCCCAAGAAAUUCGGCAUUCAAAGCCUGGGCUACUCAGGCAAUUAAUGAGGCUGUGGGGUUUAAACCUAGUUCUGAUCUCUCACCCUCAGAACAACUACUUGCUUCAUCGGAAGUCUUUGUGAAAGAGGGCAAGGUACCGAAGAAUACAGUAUACGAAGAAGAACCUUUGCCUCAGGAACUCCAAAUUACUACCGGAGACCCUAACCGCAAGGCAUUCACCGUCAAUGUGGACCGACCAGAUGAGAUCCAGGAAACUCGUUUGAAGCUUCCUGUGGUUGGUGAAGAGCAGAAAAUUAUGGAAGCCAUUUACAACAACCCAUCUAUUGUGAUAUGGGGAGCCACUGGUAGUGGUAAGACAACACAGCUACCACAAUUCUUGUUCGAAGCUGGCUACGGCCAUCCCGACGGUCCGAACCCUGGUAUGAUAGCCAUCACUCAACCUCGGCGUGUUGCUGCCGUGAGCAUGUCCAAGCGCGUGGGAGAUGAACUUGGCCAGUAUUCGGACCGUGUCUCCUAUCAGAUUCGAUUUGAUACCAAUGUCUCCAGUAAUACCGCCAUCAAAUUCAUGACGGAUGGUAUUCUGCUACGAGAAAUAGCUAAGGAUUUCUCAUUGAGCAAAUAUUCCAUCGUGAUCAUCGAUGAGGCUCAUGAGCGAAGCGUCAAUACCGAUAUUUUGAUUGGCAUGGUUAGUCGGAUUGUUGACCUCAGAGAAUCCAUGCGCAAAGAAGAUCCCUCGGUCAAACCGUUGAAACUAGUCAUCAUGUCGGCUACGCUAAGAAUAUCUGACUUUACCCAAAACCAACACCUAUUCCGCCAUGGUACUCCACCGUUAGUGCAAGCUGAGGGUCGACAAUAUCCUGUUACCAUUCACUUUGCACGUAAAACGCGCCGAGAUUAUGUGGAAGAAGCGUUCCGCAAAGUAUCAAGGGGACAUCGCAAACUUCCUCCUGGUGCUAUGCUUGUCUUCCUCACGGGACAGAAUGAAAUCAAACAUCUGUCAAAGCGAUUGAAACAAGCUUUUAAGCCUACACAGCGUGGUGAGACAGUUCAAGGAAAGCUUCAACUUUCCGCUGCCGAUGCACCUCUUGAGACAGAAGACAUGGAACUGGGCGACUCAGGAGCUGGGCCACAGGGAGAUGACGAUAGUGAUGUCGACAUUUUGGGGUUGGACGAUGAUGAAGAUGAGGAUGAUGAAGAUUUUGACAUUGGUGAAGAAAGCGUGUCGUCUUCUACCAAAGUUCAUGUCCUGCCAUUAUACUCUCAAUUACCCACCAAGGAACAGUUAAAGGUCUUUGAGCCGCCUCCGGAAGGUUCCCGGCUCAUAGUGUUGGCAACAAACGUCGCCGAGACCAGUUUGACAAUUCCUGGAAUCAAAUAUGUUUUCGACUGCGGGCGGUCGAAAGAGAAACAAUACGAUCUGAACACCGGUGUCCAGACAUUCCAGAUUGGCUGGAUCAGCAAGGCCAGUGCCAGUCAGAGAGCCGGUCGUGCUGGUCGUACAGGGCCCGGUCAUUGCUACAGAUUAUACUCCAGUGCAAUAUAUGAGGCAGACUUCGAGGAAUACACUGAACCAGAAAUCCUCCGUACUCCCAUCGAAGGUGUGGUACUACAGAUGAAGAGCAUGGGUCUCCACAACGUGAUCAACUUCCCCUUCCCGACUCCACCAAGCCGUCAAGGUUUAGCGAAAGCAGAGAAACUCUUGAGAUACCUCGGUGCAUUGAAAGCUGAUGGGCAAGUUACUGAGAUUGGAAGAAAACUAUCACUGUAUCCACUGUCGCCGCGAUACGGCAAAAUGCUACAGAUUGGUCAUCAGCAUGGUUGCAUGCCUUAUGUGAUAGCACUUGUAUCUGCACUUGCAGUCGGGGAUUUAUUCAUUCAGGAAAGCGAGCUUGACGUGACAGUUGCGAAACAAAGUAAAGAUAUGGAAAAGGUGUACACGAAUGCGGACAGGUUGGAAGACACACAGCGCGAAAGCCGUCGCAAAGACUUCAAUCGCGUACAGCGUCUACUGAGCAAACACGACGACACCUCAGACGCUCUGAAAUAUCUUUCCGCGAUUUGCGCAUAUGCAUACUCAAGUAGCUCCCCCGAACAGGAAGAAUCCUUCUGCGAGCAAAUGUUCCUUCGCGGAAAGGGUCUCAAAGAGGCUUCUCAGCUUCGGGCCCAACUCACUGAAAUUGUCCGCACAAAUAAUCCAGGACUUCUUGGACCAUACGAAGCUCGUCUUCCUGAACCAACGCCCAAACAAGUCAAGGCCUUGAAACAGAUCGUCACAGCUGGAUUCAUUGACAACAUCGCUAUUCGCGCAGAUACAUGUCCUGAACCUCCAGAGAUGCCGCGUAAGCCGCGACGAGCUAUCGACAUACCUUAUUAUACCCUCUUCCGAUCUCGUGAAGGUCGCGCCACGGAACUUUCCGAAAAAGCUGUUUACAUACAUCCUUCAUCGAUUCUCGCACAGUUCACGCCCAAAGAGAUGCCUCAAUACAUAGUCUACUCACACCUCCAACGAUCAACAACUUCUCGCGUCACGGCGACAGCUGAGGAUACUCCCAAGAUUCGAAUGUUUCCUUUAACCGCUCCGAGUGGGCCGCAAUUAUCGGCUCUUGCGAAUGGGACACCUUUGCUCGAAUACGGUAAACCGAUUGGCAAAGUCGAGUCUUUGGGCGGGAUACCUGAGCGUCGUCAGUGUGUUGUUGUACCUUCUCUUGUGGGUGAAGCUGGAACUACGGGAUGGCCUCUGCCAGCAAAGAAGGUCAUACAAGUUAAAGAUCCAAAGGAGGGUUGGAUUGUAGAGAAGUUUUUAUAA
Molecule: messenger RNA, 3621 nt
Organism: Talaromyces stipitatus ATCC 10500
Lineage: Eukaryota; Fungi; Ascomycota; Eurotiomycetes; Eurotiales; Trichocomaceae
Product: DEAH-box RNA helicase (Dhr1), putative
Exons: 2
Coding region: 1-3621 (1206 amino acids)
Biological process (GO): maturation of SSU-rRNA from tricistronic rRNA transcript (SSU-rRNA, 5.8S rRNA, LSU-rRNA)
Cellular component (GO): intracellular anatomical structure; nucleolus
Molecular function (GO): ATP binding; RNA binding; ATP hydrolysis activity
Source: RefSeq, a predicted model, not a curated record